This is a messenger RNA of Lytechinus pictus (painted urchin), 1085 nucleotides long. RefSeq lists its product as uncharacterized. The coding region runs from base 12 to 566 and encodes 184 amino acids. The record is from RefSeq and is a predicted model, not a curated record. The transcript has 3 exons. Lineage: Eukaryota; Metazoa; Echinodermata; Echinoidea; Temnopleuroida; Toxopneustidae.
GGAAACAAAAGAUGCCUUCUCAUCCUGGUGCAGUAAACAACAGCGAUGACGACGAUGAGGAUGAUGACCUCGACGAUCUCGGUCGUGGCAGCAGUAUCACCUCCCCACUCAGUCCCAAGACCCCACCCAUUCAAAUCCAAGUCAAUGACAUCAGCCUGGAUACCGGUGGAGGGGGUGGGGAGGGUAACAUGGGUGGGGCUGUCAUCAUACCUACCAUACCAAGUCAUCAUGUGGUGAUACCCCUAGCUCCUAUAGCUACCACUCCAGAGGAUAGCUCCCCAGAGGACAUGGAUGGAGAUGGGACAGGUAGCAUCCUAUGUGAUACAAUAGAUAAAGAAAAGACAAGGAGGUAUAGCUGGGGACCUGAACCAGAUGACUCCCUCAGGGCGGAAGGAGAUGAUGGAGGAUCUCUCUCUGCGGCUUCUAGGAGUAAAAGCAUGCUGAACUUGGAUGCCACUGGUAAAGAGAGCUUUGCUGGCAAGAAUGAUCACAGGAGAGCUAACCAAGGUUCAAGAAGAGAUUCUGUCACAACAUUGCAGGUAAGGGAAUGUGGACAUGUAACGUAAACAUUUUUGUGUAAAGCACUUUCUGAGACAUUCUAUCAGUUCAGUUGUUAAACUGCCUGGUAAUUUUUUUAUCUUACCCUUUCGCACUUCAAAUGAAAUCAUUUAUAAAGUCUUACAUAGAACUAUACAGCUUCAUCAAAUCUCAUCCCUUGAUUAGACAUCUUGUUUAGUUGACAAGUUAUCAUAUCAGGUAUCAUAUCGUCGUUCGCAAUUAAAAGUACAAUUUGACACUUGAUCGCAAAAAAAAAUGAUACCAGUUUAAAUUUGCCCUUUCUACAACUUAUGUAGGCCUAUUAAUGCGGUUUUCUAUUUGGAAUAAACGCAUGCUCGAUGUUGCCCUUACUUAAGCUAGAAUUGGGAUUCAGGGGCAAUUGGAUGAUGCAAAAAAUAAUUUUGCUUCAUAAUUUUCGUUAACCCCCUCAUUAUUUUGCCAUUUCUUUAUUCUCAAAUUUCUAUAAGAAUACAGUGAUUUUGAAGAAAAUCGUCAGAAAGGACUCUCAGUACUUUAUCAGAAGAUGU